Messenger RNA from Bradysia coprophila, 1002 nucleotides. RefSeq lists its product as uncharacterized. Lineage: Eukaryota; Metazoa; Arthropoda; Insecta; Diptera; Sciaridae. The record is from RefSeq and is a predicted model, not a curated record.
UAUAUGUUGGUUGUGCUUGACACUUUGUUUUGGCAAAACAAAUAAAAAAAAGUGAAAAGUGCAUUUCGAAUUUCUUUUUGGAAAGUGUGAAUUUCGUUACAGUACGUGGUGGCAAUGGAUAAGGCAUCCCUCGAUUGGGUCAGUCAAAUGGUCAAAGAGGUGCAAGAUGAUCCUGGAAAAAUGAUCGAAAUGCCACCUGAAAAUCUUUGUAACGACGCGACCCUGAAGGCCAUGCUUAAUAUGGCUAUGAUGGACACAGUUGCCACAACGGCUCGAAAUGUGGUAUUACUUUUCGCCAUUCGGAUGGGCGACGACCGUCGGCUUUCGCCAUUUCUACGGGCCACAUUAAGAGAAAAGCUUUGUGAAGCGACGACCAUGCCGACCGAAUUGAAGUUUGCGUAUUUGUCGGAGGCGACCCGAAUUUGUAGCCAUCCGCGUUUCAAGGCCAAGCUCGCGCAACUAAGCGCACCGAAAACCGCCCGGCGUCAACUGGCGGCAUCUCUAGCACCAAACCAAUCAGCAACCGUGGAGCAAGCAGUGUCUUUCGGGCCAUCUUUUGCCGCUGUUUUGUGUGGCGCAGCACCUCCACCUGUAAAGAAGACAACCGAAGUUAAAGAGAACAUCGUUUACAUCGUUUACGAAGGAAAGUUUUUUUUCUUACUUUUUAUUUUUAAGUUAGACAUUUAAAGAUAAAUCAACAGGUUUGUUCCGUCGUACGGUAAAAACGAUUUUUGCAAAGCCGAAAACGAACGAGAUCAUAAACAUGUGUGAAAAUUCGUUUUAUUGCUUGCCCCAUGCGAAAAUUGAUUCAUACAUAUCAAUUUGGCGCGUGCGAAAAUAGUCGAUUACAUGGGAGACAUUUGCGUGACACUAUCGUCAGGGAAACUCUAUUUUCGCGGGGUGUUCACGUAAAACAAGUUUUCGCGGGGUGCAGCCAGAUGAAGAAGAAUGAAUCAGCUGAAAUAUUUAAUGCUUUUCAACAUCAAAUAGACAAUAAUUAUU